UAUGGAGGACAAAGAGAAAGAUUUGGAAAUAGUGAAUGAAAACGAAGAAACAACGUCAAAAUAUACGGCAUAUGUCAAUAAAUUUAACACGGUUUUUUCAGGAAAGGCCGGUGCUUUUGUAACUGCAAUUCUCCUCGGUUCUUUAAUAUGGACGGCUUUAUUGACUGUGACAAAGAGUGAGAAUUUACCAGGGGGAAAUUUAUUUGGUUUGUUUGUGGUUUUCGUGUGUUCGUUGUUGCUAGGCGCACUGCUUUCUCGUCUCCCUUUCAUGAAACUGCCGAAACUCUUAGGUAUGCUGUUAGCCGGGCUUCUUCUUACGAACAUCGAAGCGAUUAAUGUUGUACAACACAUUGAUAAAAGUUGGUCAGUUUCAUUGCGUAAUAUAGCAUUAGUUGUUAUUUUGCUACGCUCUGGCUUGGAGCUCGAUCCAGUAGCAUUAAAGAAGCUUAAAAGAACUGUAAUCGCUCUUGCAUUUGGUCCAUGCAUUAUUGAAGCUCUUACAGUUGCUGUUGUAACUAACUUCUUACUGGAGCUGCCCUGGCUAUGGGGUUUACAACUUGGGUUUGUCCUUGGCGCAGUCUCACCUGCCAUUGUUGUUCCGCAAUUACUCAAACUUCAGGAGCAAGGAUUUGGUGUUAACGAGGGGAUACCAACCCUCGUUAUGGCAGCCUCGUCAUGUGAUGAUGUCCUGGCCAUAAGCCUCUUUGCAGUCUUCCUCGGCAUUGCUUACUCAACAGGUGACCUGAUAUUCAACAUUUUCCGAGGCCCUCUUGAGAUACUCCUGGGAAUCACUCUGGGCUGCUUCUCUGGUUUUCUACUCAGUUUUAUCCCAAGUAAACACGAGCCUCGAUAUCUACACGAGAAGAGAUUUACAAUGUUGCUGUCUCUGGGGGUUUUGUUGCUUUUUGGUAGCAACUGGAUCCAGCUCUCUGGAGCCGGGGCGUUGGCCGUCUUGACCACGGCGUUUGUAGCCGCGCACGGCUGGAAGGAAAAUGGAAAGUUGCCAGUCGUGAAAUCAGUUGGGAAACUCUGGAUCAUAUUUGAACCUCUUAUGUUUGGUUUGAUCGGAGCUGAGGUGAAAAUGGAGUACAUGACGGCACAAUUGAUUGGUCGAGGGAUUGCCACUUUGGUCAUUGGUUUAAUCCUGCGAGUUUUUGUUACAUAUCUUGUAACCUUUGGCAAUGAUUUGAAGUUGAAAGAGAGACUUUUUAUCUGCAUAGCAUGGCUUCCCAAGGCGACGGUCCAGGCCGCUAUCGGCGCAAUUUCCUUGGAAACAGCUCGAGAACAAGGCUUUUCUGGAAAGCCCGAAGAAGACUAUGGCAAAAAUAUAUUGACGUUAGCUGUGCUGGUCAUUUUGUUAACUGCGCCCCUUGGUGCUGUCGGAAUAGCUGUAACCGGUCCCAGGCUUUUGCGGAGAGAAGCGAACGUUGUUAAUCCUGUGACGUCACAAGAGGAACAGAUAGGGCUAACUGAGGACACAGCAGUGUUAUGAGUACGGACCAUUAGCAGUAUAUUGGCGUUUA
Dendronephthya gigantea is the source of this 1523-nucleotide messenger RNA. RefSeq names its product sodium/hydrogen exchanger 9B2-like. The coding region runs from base 2 to 1492 and encodes 496 amino acids. The transcript has 8 exons. Gene Ontology annotation, biological process: proton transmembrane transport. Gene Ontology annotation, molecular function: antiporter activity. Lineage: Eukaryota; Metazoa; Cnidaria; Anthozoa; Malacalcyonacea; Nephtheidae. The record is from RefSeq and is a predicted model, not a curated record. Gene Ontology annotation, cellular component: membrane.